This is a messenger RNA of Coturnix japonica (Japanese quail), 1679 nucleotides long. It is a transcript of the gene PSMD11, whose product is annotated as proteasome 26S subunit, non-ATPase 11. The record is from RefSeq and is a predicted model, not a curated record. Gene Ontology annotation, molecular function: protein binding. NCBI's taxonomy places the organism in Eukaryota, Metazoa, Chordata, Aves, Galliformes, Phasianidae.
CGGGACUUCCGCCGCGGGCCGUGCGCAGCAGCGCAGUGCCGUUAAGAUGGCGGCGGCGGCGGUGUUGGAGUUCCAGCGCGCUCAGUCCCUGCUGUCCACCGACCGCGAGGCGUCCAUCGGCAUCCUGCACUCCAUCGUGAAACGCGACGUGCAGGAGAACGAUGAGGAGGCGGUGCAGGUCAAGGAGCAGAGCAUCCUGGAGCUGGGCUCACUGCUGGCCAAGACGGGGCAGGCAGAAGAGCUGGGGGGGCUCCUGAAAUACGUGCGGCCGUUCCUGAACUCCAUCAGCAAGGCCAAGGCCGCGCGCCUGGUGCGAUCCCUGCUCGACCUGUUCCUCGACAUGGAGGCGGCCACGGGGCAGGAGGUCGAUCUGUGCUUGGAGUGCAUCGAAUGGGCCAAGUCUGAGAAGAGGACGUUCCUCCGCCAGGCUCUGGAGGCCCGGCUGGUCUCACUGUACUUCGACACCAGGCGGUACCAGGAGGCGCUGCAGCUCGGUUCCCAGCUGCUCCGGGAGCUGAAGAAGAUGGACGACAAAGCGCUGCUGGUGGAGGUGCAGCUGCUGGAGAGCAAAACGUACCACGCGCUCAGCAACCUGCCCAAGGCCCGGGCUGCACUCACCUCCGCACGCACCACGGCCAACGCCAUCUACUGCCCCCCCAAGCUGCAGGCUGCGCUGGACAUGCAGUCAGGGAUCAUCCACGCAGCGGAGGAGAAGGACUGGAAAACGGCCUACUCGUAUUUCUAUGAGGCAUUUGAGGGCUACGAUUCCAUCGACAACCCCAAAGCCAUCACAGCCCUCAAGUACAUGCUGCUCUGCAAGAUCAUGCUCAACGCCCCCGAGGACGUGCAGGCGCUGGUGAGCGGCAAGCUGGCGCUGCGCUAUGCAGGACGGCAGACAGAAGCACUGAAGUGUGUGGCUCAGGCCAGCAAGAACCGCUCGCUGGCCGACUUUGAGAAGGCGCUGACAGACUACAAGGUAGAGCUCCGGGAUGACCCCAUCAUUAACACCCACUUGGCCAAACUGUACGACAACUUAUUGGAGCAGAACCUGAUCAGAGUCAUCGAGCCCUUCUCCCGAGUGCAGAUGGAGCACAUCUCCGGCCUCAUCAAGCUGUCCAAGGCGGACGUGGAAAGGAAACUCUCACAGAUGAUCCUGGACAAGAAGUUCCAUGGGAUCCUGGAUCAGGGUGAAGGCGUCCUCAUCAUCUUCGACGAACCCCCCGUGGACAAAACGUACGAGGCCGCCCUGGAGACGAUCCAGAACAUGAGCAAAGUGGUGGAUUCUCUGUACAACAAGGCCAAGAAGCUCACAUAGGUUGUGGGGCAGCUCGGUGCCCCCGGCCCCACACGAGGAGCCCUUCGUUCAUCGGAGCCGUCGGUUCGGUUCCGCUUCUCGCUCGGGCUGUUUUUAACGCUCCCCCCGCGGUUCCGUUCGGGCCGGGAGCUGCGCUGGGGCCGUUCGGUGCCGACAGCUCCGCCCUCGAUGCACAUGGGGGGGAUCCGACCCGGUUCUACCCCCCCCAUCGUUGUCCCGCAGCCGCUGUGCGGUGCUGGCUGCCCCACGCCGCCCCCUCCCCAUUUCUCCCUCCCCCCCCGGUUGCUGUGCGGGUUUUGGGCCGCGCGGCUCCGUUAUCUGAUGUUCAGAUGAGUUCCAAUAAAGGACGUGGGGUUUGGUUUCG